AAGCUUUGCGCUUAGUCCCUCCCUCGACAGCUCUAACCUGUCCUAGACAGGAAGCCGUGUUCUAGACCUGUAAACAGGAGGACUCGGAAAAAAAAAACUCACCCAUAGAAAUUAUGGAAACUUACUUUGACGAUAGUAGUUAUAUAAAUUAAAAGCGGGAUGAGUGACUAUAGACUACGCAAACAGCACAAUAACCAACUUGUUGCACUAACGAGCAGGGGCGAUUUCACAAUCACUCAGUCGCAGCGAGUGUCGUGUUUGAGAAGUAAUCGAACUUGCGCGGAUUACCAGCAAGAUAUCAUCGAGCUUUGAUAAUGUGUUAAUUUAGCAGAGAGUGGAAAUAAAUCGUCUAAAUGAACUAAAACAGGAGACAAACAGGAGGAAACAGUGUGGAUAUCGUUUCCUUUAUUGUGAGGGUUCAUUUUUAAAUUUCCCUCCCUUUUUAAGUCGGAGCGGAGGAGACGGGCACCAGAGUACUUUGCAACCCGGCAGCCUGAACUCAGGCCUUGGGGUCUCACGUCUGAGUUUUCCCCGCAGGAAGGGAUACAAAGAAAAACACAUUUUCGUCAUUUCAAACGCGUAAGAAGACUGGGGAUUAUCAGGCGAAGAUUGCUUCGGGUUGAGUGUUUGUUGCCCUGUCUCAGUGGGAUUACAGCGGCAGAAUGGAACCGAACUCCGGGAACUCGGCAUCUGCCGGGGUGUCGAAGAGUGGAAAGGAUAAAAAGUCCAAGAAACAUCUAGAAGAUGGGGACGGAAAAAAGAAAUUCACUCUCAAACGGCUGAUUCCAGACGAGCUGGAGCGCUUCACCAGCAUGCGGAUGAAGAAGGACAAGGAGAAGCCCCACGUGCAGGGCCAGCGCCACUCCUCGGCGGCAGCGCUGUACGAGGUGCCCAGCCCCACCAUGCUGCACGACCACCCCGACGACUACGUGCUGGAGCUCUUCGAGCAGAUGCUGGUGGACAUGAAUCUCAACGAGGAGAAGCAGCAGCCUCUUCGAGCGAAAGAUAUCACCAUUAAGAGAGAGAUGGUGUCCCAGUACCUGCACACAUCUAAAGCAGGCCAGAAUCAGAGGGAGAGCUCCAAGUCAGCAGUGAUGUACAUUCAGGAGCUGAAGACAGAGCCCAGAGACAUGCAGCUACUUGGCUGUCUGGAGUCGCUAAGAGUGUCUCUCAACAACAACCCUGUCAGCUGGGUGCAGACGUUUGGGGGCGAGGGACUCGCCCUUCUCCUGAAUUUCCUGAAGAGGCUGCAGGAUGACAAGGAAGAGCUCUCGAGUCAGGGAAUCGGGGUCCGCUGUCAGCACGAGAUCAUCCGCUGCCUCAAGGCCUUCAUGAACAACAAGUAUGGGCUGAAGGCCAUGCUGACCUCGUCGGAGGGUAUCCCCUUAUUGGUGAGAGCCAUCAACCCCCGCGUGCCCCACAUGAUGGUGGACGCCGUCAAGCUCCUGUCGGUCAUCUGCAUCCUGGAGGACCCAGAAGACCUUCACGAGCGCGUGCUGGAGGCCCUGACGGUUCAGGGCGAGGAGCAGGAGAUCGAGCGCUUCCAGCCUCUGCUCUCCGGCAUGCACAAACCCAACAUCGCCCUGAAGGCGGCCUGCAUGCAGCUCAUCAAUGCCCUGAUCAGUAGAGGAGAGGAGCUGGACUUCAGAAUCCACCUGCGCUCGGAGCUGAUGAGGCUGGGCCUGAGGGAGCAGCUGAGCGAGGUUCGCUCCAUCGAGAACGACGAGCUGAAGGUCCAGCUGUCGGUGUUUGACGAUCAGGCGGAGGACGACUCCGAAGACCUGAGGGCCCGGCUGGACGACGUGCGCAUUGAGAUGGAUGAUGUGGCCGAGGUCUUCCAGAUCCUCAUGAACACGGUGAAAGACUCUAAAGCAGAGACGCACUUCCUGUCGCUCAUGCAACACCUGCUCCUCGUCCGCAACGACUACCUGGUCAGGCCUCAGUACUACAAGCUGAUUGACGAGUGUGUGGGUCAGAUCGUCCUGCACAGAAAUGGCACCGACCCGGACUUCAAGUGCAAGCACGUCAAACUGGACAUCGAAGGGUUAAUCGACAACAUGGUGGACCAGACCAAAGUGGAGACCAGCGAGGCCAAGGCCGCCGAGCUGGAGAAGAAGCUGGAUGUGGAGCUGACGGCCCGUCACGAGCUGCAGGUGGAGCUGCGGAAGAUGGAGGGGGACUACGAGCAGAAGGUGCUGGACCUGAGCGCAGAUAAGGACGUGCUGGGCAAGGAGAAGGCGGAGAAAGAGAAGGAGAUCCAGACCCUGCUGAGCGACAUCAACCGCCUCAAAGAGCAGAUUGAUAAGCUCUCUAAAGAAGUGGAGGAAGCGAAGGCCAAGGUCAUCACCGUGCCCGUGCCCGUGGGCCCCCCACCUCCCCUCUUGCCUGGACAGAGUCCUGUCCCGGGCGGGGUCCCGCCCCCUCCCCCUCCCAUCCCGGGACAUGCUGGCAUACCUCCGCCUCCCCCGCCCCCGCCUCUCCCAGGGCAGCCUGGACCGCCCCCACCCCCUCCCCUGCCCGGGAUGACUGGCAUACCCCCUCCUCCCCCUCCUUUGCCUGGGAUGCCUGGUUUACCCCCUCCUCCCCCUCCUUUGCCUGGGAUGCCAGGUAUGCCUCCACCUCCACCUCCACUUCCCGGAAUGGCAGGUAUGCCUCCUCCCCCACCCCCCCUCCCUGGAGGUCCUGGCAUCCCUCCUCCGCCCCCCAUGGGCCCCGGCAUGCCCCCGCCCCCUCCUGGUUUAGGGGGUUGGGGGGUCCCUGCGGUCCCCACCCUUCCGUAUGGUCUGGUCCCCAAGAAGGAGUACAAGCCUGAGGUGCAGCUGAAGAGAGCCAACUGGUCCAAGAUUGGACCGGAGGACAUGUCAGAGAACAGCUUCUGGGUCUCCACCAAGGAGGACCGCUUCGAGAGCAACGAGCUCUUCGCCAAGCUCACCCUGGCCUUCUCCUCUCAGACCAAGACUUCUAAAGGUAAGAGCAGUCACCUUCUCCUGUUCCUCACACUGUCGUGUGUCUACCGUGAACCUGUGACCGAGCAGACCGUGAACCUUGUCCGAGCAGACCGUGAACCUGUGUCCGAGGAGACCGUGAACCUGUGUCGAGCAGACCGUGAACCUGUGUCCGAGCUGACCGUGAACCUGUGUCCGAGCAGACCGUCUGCCCGGCGAGCCCGCAGCCGCAGUCAAGGGCAGCCCAAGGACCCGCCGAGCCAUCGGCUCCCCGACAUCGUCCCGCCCGGAGGAGGCUCCCGCUGGCCCCCGUCUGCUUUUAACGCCGCUCAGGCGCGCCACCUGUUGCCCCGCUCGCUGAAGCGCGAGAGGGAGAGCGCGUCCGUCGGCCCGCCGGUGGGCCUGCGCCAUCUGCACGUUAUCAACGCCGCCGCCGCCGAUCCGCCCGACAAACACCCCCCGACACGAGCCGCGCCCGCCAGCGCUGAGCCUUAUUGCUCCCAGCAUGCUCAGCGACAGCCCCCACCCCACACCCUGCUGGAGCAGAGCAUCCCGGACCUGCUGGUGGCCCGGCCUCACACCGGGGAGGAGAUGGGCACGGGCAGCUGCCGCUCUCCAAGUCAUCCCUGGCAUUUCCUGGAGGGGAAGGCUGCUCCACUUCGUGCACGUCUGCAGGUGGAGGAGAGAGGGGCGGAACGGGGGGGCGCUGGGGGGGCUCUGGAGCAGACGCAGCUUCAGCAGCAGCAGCAACACAUGAUCACCCCGUGUCACACGCUGCUCUGCAGACACAUGAUCACCCCGUGUCACACGCUGCUCUGCAGACACAUGAUCACCCCGUGUCACACGCUGCUCUGCAGACACAUGAUCACCCCGUGUCACACGCUGCUCUGCAGACACAUGAUCACCCCGUGUCACACGCUGCUCUGCAGACACAUGAUCACCCCGUGUCACACGCUGCUCUGCAGACACAUGAUCACCCCGUGUCACACGCUGUUCUGCAGACACAUGAUCACCCCGUGUCACACGCUGCUCUGCAGACACAUGAUCACCCCGUGUCACACGCUGUUCUGCAGACACAUGAUCACCCCGUGUCACACGCUGCUCUGCAGACACAUGAUCACCCCGUGUCACACGCUGCUCUGCAGACACAUGAUCACCCCGUGUCACACGCUGUUCUGCAGACACAUGAUCACCCCGCGUCACACGCUGUUCUGCAGACACAUGAUCACCACGUGUCACACGCUGUUCUGCAGACACAUGAUCACCCCGUGUCACACGCUGCUCUGCAGACACAUGAUCAACCCCGUACACAUGAUCACCCCGUGUCACACGCUGCUCUGCAGACACAUGAUCACCCCGUGUCACACGCUGCUCUGCAGACACAUGAUCACCCCGUGUCACACGCUGUUCUGCAGACACAUGAUCACCCCGUGUCACACGCUGCUCUGCAGACACAUGAUCACCCCGUGUCACACGCUGCUCUGCAGACACAUGAUCACCCCGUGUCACACGCUGCUCUGCAGACACAUGAUCACCCCGUGUCACACGCUGUUCUGCAGACACAUGAUCACCCCGUGUCACACGCUGUUCUGCAGACACAUGAUCACCCCGUGUCACACGCUGUUCUGCAGACACAUGAUCACCCCGUGUCACACGCUGCUCUGCAGACACAUGAUCACCCCGUGUCACACGCUGCUCUGCAGACACAUGAUCACCCCGUGUCACACGCUGCUCUGCAGACACAUGAUCACCACGUGUCACACGCUGUUCUGCAGACACAUGAUCACCCCGUGUCACACGCUGCUCUGCAGACACAUGAUCACCCCGUGUCACACGCUGCUCUGCAGACACAUGAUCACCACGUGUCACACGCUGUUCUGCAGACACAUGAUCACCCCGUGUCACACGCUGUUCUGCAGACACAUGAUCACCACGUGUCACACGCUGCUCUGCAGACACAUGAUCACCCCGUGUCACACGCUGUUCUGCAGACACAUGAUCACCCCGUGUCACACGCUGCUCUGCAGACACAUGAUCACCAUGUGUCAGUCCAAUCGCCAGUGGGAUCUGUGA
Anguilla rostrata (American eel) is the source of this 5018-nucleotide messenger RNA. RefSeq names its product protein diaphanous homolog 1-like. The coding region runs from base 663 to 5018 and encodes 1451 amino acids. NCBI's taxonomy places the organism in Eukaryota, Metazoa, Chordata, Actinopteri, Anguilliformes, Anguillidae. Gene Ontology annotation, cellular component: actin filament. The transcript has 25 exons. Gene Ontology annotation, molecular function: small GTPase binding; actin binding. Gene Ontology annotation, biological process: actin filament polymerization; actin cytoskeleton organization. The record is from RefSeq and is a predicted model, not a curated record.